CGCUUCUGGUAUGCCAUGCCUUGCAGCAAGUCCAUCUACGCCAAAUAUUACAUUAAAACUUCUUUCCGAGCUCGCGCUACUCCUCGAACUGCUCGUCCAUGGCGAACGAAGAAGUUGUGUACGUUGACCGCUUUCUUUCGCAACAGGUUCUACGAAAUCGAUCGAUGGUACAAAGCCAGGAUCGAAAAGCCGAUCAUUUAUCCAAAAUUAUUCGUCAUAGAGCCUGCGAAAUGUCAGCGCAGUUUGGAAGAACGCCUCAAUGUGAAGGUUGAUCUGUCAGAAGUGGACAUCGACAGUCGCUACGGCACGCGUAUCGAGACUGUGAAACGGGCUGCCGAAUUCUACGGUCUGUUUAAAGAUCUGUUUUCGCCGGAUGCCUUCUUCUAUCCGGCGAAGCUCCCUCCAUCGGUACAGUACGACGCUGACGAAGGAUCACUGUGGACUCUUUUAAUGACCAACCCAGACGGCAACGUUUACAAGGACAACGCUGAGCUGCUGCAUUGGAUGUUAUGCAACAUUCCUGAAAAUCGUGUUCAAGAUGGUGACGUCAUUCGUCCGUACCUCCAACCUUUACCUCUACGCGGCACCGGACGUCAUCGGAUCGCUUUUGUUCUUUUUCGUCAAAACGCGAAAAUCGACUAUCACCUAGAAGGUUCUUCGAGAGAGGGCUUAUGUGAUCGAACAUUCGUGACGUCUGACUUUUACAAAAAGUACGAAGACGUCAUUACUCCUGCCGGACUAUGCUUUUUCCAAAGCGAAUGGGACAUUUCAUGCAAACGGUGUUUUGAAGACCAGCUAAGUAAGAUGGCAGAUUUUCGCUUGGAGUCAGCUACAGGAAAGUUUCUUUUUGUAGACAUGCAAGAGCCGGUGUACAAGUACGAAUGGCCUGCUCCUUUUGUGCCUCCUCAAGAAGUCAUACCUAAAGAGCCGCAGCCGUUCAAUUUGUACUUGGACAAGUAUCGUGAUCUGCAAGACAUUGAAAGAGAGAUACUCGUAAAGCGCCUGUCACGUUUGUCCCCAUUUAAAGAUGGCCCAGUGAAAUCCAAAUAUCCGAACAUCUUCUUCCGAGAGGAGAAGGAAACUUUGCCUUCGUGGCUGCACGCGGAAAAAGUUAAAGAGAACCUGGGAAUAGGGAAGUAUCAAUCACUGUAUGAAAAUCGCAUUGAGUGA
Molecule: messenger RNA, 1170 nt
Organism: Soboliphyme baturini
Lineage: Eukaryota; Metazoa; Nematoda; Enoplea; Dioctophymatida; Soboliphymatidae
Source: the annotation of a GenBank genome assembly